AUGUUCUUAUCCGACCCCUUCUCUCCAUUUUUGGCCUCCUACCUACCCCCUCCUCAAUUCCCGCAGCCGCCAGCCUCCUUCCUCCUCAAUUUCCGCGCCGGCCCUCUCCUCCUCCGCCACUUGGCGCUGCCCCCGCUCCCUCCACCAGUCAGCGCCGCCGCGGCCGUCCAGGCCCGCACGAGGCCCCCGAAGCCCAUCGGGGCCCGUUCCUCAGCCCGCAGCCCCGAGCUCCCUGCCCCCCUCGAUCUGGAUCGAGGGAGCCCGAGCGAUGCUCUCUCCCGCAGCGCCGGCGAGUCCGCCUGCCUGCUGUCGUCGCCGGAGCCGCCGUCUCCGCCGUCCCAGGUCGCCGCCUCCGCCGUCUCCCGUCUUGCUCUCCUCCUUCCUCACUGCCUCUCUCUCUUCCGCAGGUUGCCGCCGCCGCCGGAGCUCCGAGCUCGCCGCCGCCGCCCGGAUCUCGUCGCCGGAGCCCCUCCGACUUCCUCCCGUGGCCGGAUCCGGCUUCGCGCUGUCCGGAUCGGUCCACUCCAGCCGCCCCGCACCGUUUCUCGCCUGCUUCGCCGUCCAAGGCUCGCCGCCGCUCGCCGGAAGCACUGUCGGCGCAGCCUCCCUCUCUUGCGCGUGCGUGUGAGCGCACGGGGCCGCUGCCUCGCGGGCCCGCAGCCCAGCCGCCGGCCUCCAAGGCCCAGCUCCAGCCGAACUGGGCCUCAGCCCACUAGCUUCGGUUUCGUUCCGGAGUUGUGAGGAUUCGUUCGACUACGUCCGUUUGUCUUCUUCAU
Molecule: messenger RNA, 776 nt
Organism: Triticum dicoccoides
Lineage: Eukaryota; Viridiplantae; Streptophyta; Magnoliopsida; Poales; Poaceae
Product: WAS/WASL-interacting protein family member 1-like
Exons: 3
Coding region: 1-741 (246 amino acids)
Source: RefSeq, a predicted model, not a curated record